Halichondria panicea is the source of this 1784-nucleotide messenger RNA. RefSeq names its product protein lava lamp-like. The transcript is spliced from 8 exons. The coding region runs from base 169 to 1668 and encodes 499 amino acids. Lineage: Eukaryota; Metazoa; Porifera; Demospongiae; Suberitida; Halichondriidae. The record is from RefSeq and is a predicted model, not a curated record.
AAUCUAAUAACGUCCGCUAGCUUCAAACCGUCAAGAGAACCAUAACUGUCACAAUAGGUGCAAAUUAGCUUCAGCUGUUGCGUUUAGCUCUGUGCAAGUAGAUUGGCAUCCUAAGCAAGACAAGGCAACCCUACCUGCUGGUCCCAGAUAGUUGGUGCACAGUUGAAAAUGCCAAGAACUCCCAAGACAGUCAGUUUCAGCCUACCUGGAACCUCCAGUUCUCGACCCAUUGCCCCAAGUCCUGUACACCCUCAACCACCCCUUACAACCACAACCACCACCAUUGUCGCAACUCAUCAGGAAGACGAUCGAAGGUCCCUAUCCCCCGCUCCUGACCUCGUAGCCGAUAUUAUCAAUAGACCAAAAACUGUAUACCCUGCUAAGAUUCAUGACCAACAGCAGCCUGAAUCUCCAAGCUCAAAUGAUGCCAGAAGCUCACCAAAUAACCAGAGACCAACGUCAAGACCCAGCUCAGAAUUGGGCCACAAAUCCAAGAAAUCACCUGUACCAUCGUAUGCUCGUAUCGCCCAUCGAAGUCCCUCCAGUGCCAGUAGUAUGAGAGGCAGGAGUCCAGUAUUACAAUAUCAUGAGAGGCUAGUUUCACCAGCAAGUGUUGCCAAAGAUGUUCGCGAGAAGACCAACAGAGGAGCACACCAACAUGUCAGAUCGAUGAAGCAAGAUGUGUCACAAUUGAGAGAACAUUUGCUCAAAGUUGAGGAAGAGAUCAAGAAUUUGAAUCGUGGACGGAGGACUCUAGAGAUGUCUGUGCUGGACCUAAGGAAAUCUCUGUCUGUCAAUCAGCAGUCUAUCAGUACGCAGCAGAAGAAAAGUAGUCGUGGAGAAGAAGAUGCCUCUAUCAAGUUGUUGCGAGAAGAGUCUCGAGUGUUGUCCAAGGGCAAACGGAGUAUAGAGCAGCACUUGCAAGUGGUGAAGGCACACCUGCUAGUACUGGACACCACACGUCGCAACAUCAAGACCACCGUUGCCUCUCUCUCAUCCUCACUAGAUCUGGAUGCUCAGAACUUUAAGGUGUACUAUGAUCAUAGUAGGAUAGUGCACUCAGAUCACACCUCACGACAAAAGCAGUAUCAGUCAAGAUCUCCUGGAGAUGAAGCAGGUAGACUAUGCUCCAUGGCUAUUGAGGUGGUGUGUGGGUCAAAAGCCAUUCGAGCUGAGGUCAAGAGCAGAGUGGUGUCAGUACAGGCCAGCAAAACAGAGACCCACAAGAAAACCUCUGAUGCGCUCUCCAGGAAUAUGCAGGAGGCCAAAUCUAAAAAGAGAGACAUGAUAUUGGAGAGAGGUCAAGUGCGUCUGGCCCAAAAUUCUACACUCCACCGACAACACGAAGAGGAGAUUGCCCUCGGCAUUGCACUGGGACCAGUCUCAGACAAGCACUGGUCAGUGUCUGAGAAGGUGGAGCGACCACUCUCCCAGAUGAGACCAGGCUCUGCCGCCGAGGAGAGAGAGAACUUCAGACAAACAAAACGAAAGCUCACAAGACAAUUGUCUGCGUCGAGUGAGCGAGCCUCUCUGGUGAGCUCCACUGACAAAAGACUGGCCAAUCAGCUGAGAGAGGGCUCACAGAGUGUUUUCCUUGACUCUCAGACCCUCAGAGUUAGGAGAAUGUCCCUCGAUAACAGGUUUGGUGCAGUGACCUCUUUGGCUUAACUGUGAACAUUCUUACAAACUCGUGUAUAAUUAUUUGCACAUCAACUGCUUAUACAUGUAGUUGCAUAUACUUUAUGUCAUUGUUGAUGUUAUUAUUAAAAAUUAUGUCAUUUCUA